Molecule: messenger RNA, 5939 nt
Organism: Diachasmimorpha longicaudata
Lineage: Eukaryota; Metazoa; Arthropoda; Insecta; Hymenoptera; Braconidae
Gene: Nup205
Product: nuclear pore complex protein Nup205
Exons: 3
Coding region: 132-5837 (1901 amino acids)
Biological process (GO): nuclear pore organization
Cellular component (GO): nuclear pore; nuclear pore inner ring
Molecular function (GO): structural constituent of nuclear pore
Source: RefSeq, a predicted model, not a curated record
AUUUGUACACCUCGUUUAUCGUCGAGUGCGUAGUGAAAUGUGUUGAAAUUAUAAAUAUUUAGAUUGUUUAGUUUCAAUGAGAACUGCUCCAGUCUCUCACGAUCCUAGGACUCAUUGUAUAAACGGUUAAAAUGACAGAAGAUAAAUCAAGUGCAGAGGACUGUUGGACGCCAUACAAGGAGCUCCAGAAUAUCGUGGAGCAAUAUGUUUUGUUAUCAUCCAGCACUCAAGAUCCUCAGUACCAUGAGUUCAUGGAGACACUCAGAAAUCAUCGUCAGAAUUUCUUGACACUCAUAAAAAAUCCGCCAAAAAAUGCAAAAAGUCGAGCAGAAAUCGAGAAAGGAAUAUCGGAAGGUGUGAUCCUCCCAGGUCUCGGUCACCGGGUCCUUCCCAAGGACCUAGUGGACGAAACAAUAAUAAUCUCCAACAUGUACGACCUGAAUGAGUUCAUGGCCCUGGACUUACUGUGCACCGCCCAGCUGCAGAUGCCCUACCAUCCCGGACUGACCCGAGGUUUAACGGCAAUUCUUCUAUACUACGACGGUCGCAAGGCCCUGACGUCAGCUCUCCGAACCCUCGUCUACGCUAGGAUAGGUCAUAGCUGGGUCUUGGACACGCCCAUCACCCUCACCAAGAAGAUAACCGAGUACACCAACAAGAUGCAAGAGGACGGACUAUUGGACCGAAUCCUCUCGCUUUUGGAGGAGCUCGAUCCCACUCAAGAACAGGAACUCCUCCAACAGAAUCGAGCUCUGGGGGGUCCCAAGCAUCAUCAGAUGGUGAUGAAGCUAUACAACGAUACGAGACAGGACCUCGCAGACAUCCUUUACCUGUGGUCAGCCCAGUCGUCUCUCCCCAUGCCCAUCACUCACCGACUGAUUGCUCUUCUCCAACGAAAACAACCGGAGUCAGAAUCAGGCACUGGUGGCCCUGACAAGGUCACCCUGGCCCUGAUAAUGGCCCUGCUGAACACGCUGAACCUCAGUGCCCUCCACAGCCGCGAGGACGGUGAGGAGAUCAUAAAAACGAUGUCGAUAAUUUCCCAACGAGGUGCGAUUGAGGAACUCAUCCAAGAAUUAAUGAACAAUAAUGCGAAUUGGGAGUGCCAGGGGCUCCGUGGCCUCGUCCAAUUCGCCCUGGCUCUUGCCGUCACCACCAUUAAAUCAGCAUCCAACCUCGCCAGCCAGAACAUCACGAAUGAAGACGAAAUCCUCGUGGAGGCAGCCCUCUCCAAUCGAGUCUUCCAUUUUCUCUCGAAUGUCAUCUUCAGGAGUGAAGAUCUCCACAACGAGGAGUUCUACGUUCGUUACUUCCACACAUUCAUUUCAGACUUUAUCACUCUGAUGCCGCUGAAGAUCAAAGAACUGAGAAGUCGAGCGGACGAGUCCAUGAGAUUCAUUGAGGCCUAUCAGAGGGAGGGAGUGGAGCCACCGGGGAACCUGGACGAUCAUUUCGAGUAUCUCAUGCUGGUGAUUGCUGAGCUGUACCAUCAGGACCCACUCAAUCUCAACCUGGUGGUGGAUUACUGGUGUCAGGAGACAGAGAGGGCUCAUGUGUCCUCUGUACAUGUGAGCAGAGUGCCCUCGAGGCAAGUCGCCCUCUUCAAGUUUGUUAGACUAGCUGGAGAGAUUCUACCAGCUGGCCUCUUGGUGCCUUACCUCAGGAUGAUAGCGGCACUCGCAUCAUCUCCACAAGCAGCAAGACACGCCUUCAACUUCCUCAAGCCAAAUGGCUCAACAGGAUCGACAAUCUCCUGGGACCACUUCUUCAAUUCCCUGUGCCUAUACUACUACAAUCUUCGUCAAGAAUUGCCACCGAGUCAAGACACCAUUUAUCGUCAGCGAAGUCACCCCAAAGGUAUCACUCCCCAAGAAGUUAAACGACUUGAGGCGGUUUUAAAUGUGGUCCAGGUGGUGGCUAAGUACGACGAGAUGUCGAGAAUAGCCAUCUGCGAUCAUCCAGGCUGGAAGGUUCUCCCUCUGCUGAUUGGACUCGUCGGAUGUGCCAUGCCGAUUCCUCUCAAGGGGGUCCUCAUUCGCACUCUGGCAGUUCUGUCAAAGUCCCCAGAGAGUUCGUCCAGUAUUUGGCAGAGUCUCGAAGCUGCUCAGAUCCUCUGUACAAUCCCGACGACCAGCAGUUAUCAGCCUCGAGGUGUCCAAACAGAGCUCGAAGAGAUUGAAUCCAGAAACGAGGAAUAUCCACUGACACGAGCGAUGCUGGAGCUGUUGGAUGCUUUGACGGACUACCCCAUCCCCAGGCUCCUAGGGGCCAGCCAACGAAACCCUGGGUUCGAUCCCUAUCUCCACUUCAUCAUCAACACCGUAUUUCUUCGUUUCAAUACGAGAUCCUACAAGAAUCCGGCGGAGAAGUGGCAGGUAGCUGACGCCUGUCUGAAAAUAUUCUACAAAUUAAUUUCCCAUUAUGAGCCAAAGGUGGAAGAUUUUGCUGGUUGCAAGGUAGAGCUUCAGGGUGGCGAGUCAGUCUCUGUUAAUCCCAAGCCUGGCUAUCACAUAAUGACGCAGUUAAAUUCAAACUCAGAGCUGCUCAAUGUCAUUCUAUACAUUCUGGACGAGGGGAGACAUCAUCUGGAGACGUACGAGGUCCUUCCUGGGAAGGUUCACCUGGAGAACAGUACGUUAAACUGCCUGAGGAUUUUGGAACGGGGACUGAGGAUUGAGUAUCCUUACAUGCAGAUGCAAUCAGCUGUCACGACGUCCUCCAGCAAACUGAGGACCAACUUAUCCAGGCUUCUACUGGGUGUCAAUUCCAGGACUGGAGAGCCGGAUCACAUGAUCAAUGUCGCUAUGUACGUGUCCUACAACAACUGGCUUCGGAGGCACGCGUUCGUGGCGAUAGGGGUUAUCCAAGGGGUUGCAAACGAGCCUGGAGCUGAUUCCGAGCUUCUCUCGACGUUCACGUUGAUUCCAUCGCUCGCUCUCACGAUUAGACACGGAUUUGUCGAGUGUUUGGACUCUGAUGUUGAUCAGAACCAGGAGUCUGAUGAGGAUGGACCCGUUGGCAACAGCAAGGAGAGGAUCCUACUGCUGUUGAUGCAGAGCAUUAACAGACCUGCGCCGAAUUUGGCGCAUUAUCUUCUGGGUUUUGAUAUCACGAAGGAUAUCAGGAAGACUGUGAUACAACAGCCUGGAAUUAGGGACUUUCCCAGGACGUGUCUCCACUCGAUUCUUGGGAUUCUGGAACAAUCACUGGAGAAGGGCCGGGACAAGAUCACAGAGGCGUGCUACUGGUUCCUCCAUACUUUAGCUUCCAACAACAAAACUUCAGUUCCUGUUCUAAGAUUCCUCAGGACAGCCACCAAUCAGGACUUCAUCCAGAGACAUUUGUCUAAGCUACCUUUUCAGGGUGAUAACCGAGCCACUGAGUUGGCCUGCAUGUCUUGGCUACUGAAAUUAGUCUCUGUUGAGCUUCGUGUGGCUGGUGGAAGUCUUCAGCACAGUCUCGUUCAGCGGCUCGUGGGCAAUCCCAAUCAGGACCGAGAGCAGAUUCUUCCCUCUCAGAAGCUCCUCAUGGAUCUCCUCCAUUACAUCGACUUCCAACUGCAGCUGGAGCCUACGAAAACUUGGGAGUUCUUCGAUCCUUCCCAGGUGGAGAUGGUCCUGGGGAAGUGCAGUGGGCCAGUGAUGCCUCACGGUGGUCCACAGCUAAUUGACAUUAGGAAGCUUCACUCUCUGAUCAUUGAGGAGCUGGCCGUUACUCAGAGCAGUGCGACAGCUACUCAGCGGAAGCUCAUGCAGCAGGAGCUCCAAUCAAUCCUUGCGUACGCCUUGAAGAGGAACCAGACGAAGACACUGUCUUAUGCAACAGUUAAGUUUGUUGAGGGCUGGUGCCAGGCCACUGAGAUUCUCUUCUCCAUUGCCACUAAUCAGCAGCUUCCUGCCAGUCAGAGGCAGAGCCUGCUCCUUAAUCUUUCCCAUGAUCUCCUCCAGAAGAUGACGUCCUGCGAAGCACUCAACGAAAUCAAGACCCUUGUCUCCGGAACUGUUCUGAUACUGCUUGUUAAUCUCAAGAACACUUUUGCCACCAAUGAGACGUCCACGUCUCCCUCCUACACGACAACGAUCAAGAUUAUUCUGGGGCACAUUCUCCAGUGGCUACUGAACUCUGGUGCCUCCUCCCAAAAAGUACGCACUCAUCUCUACGGGGCACUUCUCAAUUUCCUCUGCGUAGUGGGUCUGGAGAAGUCGGAGCGCCCUGGAGUCUCCUCUGAUACCACUUAUGUGAGCCAGUUGGACAGCUCGUUGUAUAGAACACUUCCGAUGCACGAGAAGUCGCACAGAUAUGCUACGAUCCAGGUUAUCAAUGGAUUUGGGGAGAAACUGAUGGACAUCGUGUGCCACAACUGCUCGGGAGGACAUGAUGUCUGCAAAAUGCUGGCCCUAUCCUGUUUGGACAAAAUUCUGGAGCUGGACUUUGACAAUUCUUGGAUUAUUUAUCUCUCUUCCAGAGGCUACUUGAAGCACAUGAUUGACAGCCUUCUAGAGUCCGAUCCAUUAUUGAGGAGCAUGCUGCAGCCUGAUCCCAGUACUUUGAGGCCUCUUUAUCUUUAUGAGGCGAAAAUGGCGACUUUCUGCAGAAUGGCUUCGACGAGAUUAGGGGCUGAAAAUCUCCUUGAAAAUAAAAUUCUCUCCUGCCUCUCGGGGAUGUGUGUCUUCGAUCAGCAUCCCGAUGUCCACAUUGGCUUCGAUGCCAGUGAAGUGUCCUUCCUCCCAUCAAUUGGCCAGCGCUAUCAGCAGAUGUUCCUACCAGCCCUGUACCUCUGCGACGCUCUCCUCACAACACUAGGCACUGAGAACCAAUCGUGUGCCGUACAAGUGUGUGGCUUCCUCCAGAGUCACCGUGAUACCGUUGAAAUGGUUCUGAGGAAUGUUAUACCUCGUGCCAAUGCACUAUUCUUGAAGGAAGUUGCUUGCCUCACUGGGGUCAUAGCUAGGUCAGCUAAUAUUGAUAUGUAUCAACUUGUGGAGGACGAAUUGGGAAAGGAUGUAAUCACUGAUCUGUCUCUGUUGGAUAACACGGGAAUGAGGGAACUUCGGGCACAUCUGUAUCGUCUCCAGAAGCUGAUUGUCUCACUUCUUCCAAAAUUCAUACCACAGCCCAUCAACAUGUACUCCAAUAAUCGUGAAGAGGACGCUGAGCACUAUGCAUGUGUCCAAAUCACUGCUAAUGUUCUUCUGUACGCCAGAAAUCAAAUGCAGCACACGCACAUGGACCAGAAGAUCCGAAAUCUUCUGUUCGAGCCUUAUCUGGGGAAAAGUGGAGGGAAAAGAGACACAAGUGGUGUCAAUCUGGGGGCUCUGGUCGAUCUCCUUGUUUCAUCAACGAAUUUGUUGCACUCUGAGAUCCCUCUGCUUGAUACCCUCAUCAAGAGGGCUGAUAUGGUCAAGGAGAUGAGCACAAAUGACCUGAACAAGUAUCUCGUCGAUGAGGAGAUGGAAUUGGACACGGGAAAACAGAGGAUUGUUGUUGAGAAGAGACUGGAGAGGCAGGCUCAUGAUAAGAGACAGAAUAUCAAGUAUUCCUCGAUGAUUGUGGAGUACAGUCUUUAUAUUCUUUGGUCUCAUAUCGACUUUUAUGCUACUAAUGCCUCGUCCAAGUACAGCCGGGCACAGGGGGGAUUGGAAGAUAAUCUUUCAGAAUUUCGAAUAUCAGCAGAUACAUUAUCAGAUCUGAAACAAGGUCUUGUGAGUGUCUUCAGCGACAGCUUCAUAGCACAAUUACUCGACACCCAACAUGAAUAUUCGAUAAUCGAGAGGAGCUUCAUCGAGGCUCUUAUUAGGAGGAUAAAAAGACUACUGCAGUUUAUUAUUAUCAAAUGAGGUAAAAGUGGUUUCUACGAGAUUGUAAUUCUAAUAAUUGUAAUAACUGCCAUCGUGUGAGGUAUUUUUUAUUGAUAAAUAAAUAAUUCAGUGAUCCAUUCA